Molecule: messenger RNA, 771 nt
Organism: Penicillium pulvis
Lineage: Eukaryota; Fungi; Ascomycota; Eurotiomycetes; Eurotiales; Aspergillaceae
Exons: 2
Coding region: 1-771 (256 amino acids)
Source: RefSeq, a predicted model, not a curated record
AUGGCAAUCUCAACGGGCAGACCGCAAAAAGUUACUGGAGCCCCAGACUAUGACAACCCAGAGUUCUGGGAUAAUCGAUUUGCGACCGGUCAGGAUGUGGGCGAGUGGCUGAAUUCUGGCGAGGCGCUUAUCGACGCGGUGGUGUCUAACCUAGAAAGCCGACCAGUCAGACGACCGCGCGUCUUACACCUGGGCCCAGGCGUUUCCCAACUGGGCCUGAAACUGCGUGACGCGUGCGUAGAGCGCCACUGGAACGGCAAUGGCAUUGUCAAUGUCGACUUUUCGGGAGAAGCUGUUCGUCUUGGACAAGCAUACGAAAGCCAGAAACCCCCCUCGGAGGCGAUGCAUUGGCAACGGGCCGAUUUGUUAUCUUGGAACCACGUUUCCGACCUUUUGCCGUUCGCCCCGUUCGACGUGAUUCUCGACAAAAGUACCAGCGAUGCCAUUGCUACCGCGACCGACCGGCACUUCGCGUCGACAGAUGAUCUUUCACAAAUUUGUCCAGCUGUUCGCGAGCUGCUAGACACUCGGCCCUUACUCGCCCUGUCUCCGGUUGAACUACUCGGCCUACAUCUCGUGCCAUUGACACAGAAAGAUACGACUUGGAUUGUGAUGUCAUAUUCAACCUUCCGUUUCGGAGGCAAUUCCAUUCUUGACCAAUACUGGACUCUACGAUCUCGCACACCAUUGAAAGCACCUGCGGGCCCCGUGUCGUCGUCCGCUUAUACCCCUGACGUGUUUCACUGGAUAUAUAUCCUUAACCGGAAAUGA